AUGUCUCUGGAAUCACUGCACUUCAUUAUUCAGAAUUUGAACUCACCUCCGUUCAACUGUAAUACUUCUCUUAUCGCCUUCGAUCUCUGGUCGUCGACUAACCUUUUGCAGCAGCUUAGUGAUGUGAUCAGCUGGAUAACACAAACCAAGAAGGUCGAUGUAAUGAGAGAAACAGCCGAGGAAACUGCGCUUCGUCUUCUGCACAAACUGAAAAUUCUUAAAUUCGAAGCUCCUACUGAUAUUGGAGAUCUUGAAGAAUGGAGGUGCGGCCUUGUUGAAGGUACUAAACGGUCCAUAUAUCCAAUACUGUCCUAUCUUUUCACGAACAUUGAUACUCUGAAGCAAAGAGCGUACUUGGCAAAAUACUUAGUAAAGUGCAACGUGUGCCUUCACACUACGCCAGCGUUAUUUGUGGAGGUCCCGAGUGACGUGCAUGAUAUAGACACGUCACAAAUGCAGAACGACGUCGCAGUGUUGAUGGAGAGAUUCAAGGCGACGCAUACGCGCGUAUUAGAUGUGCAGCAAUACAGUAUGUUUAUUGAAGACAUUAGAUCCGAUUUAAAAUCUAUGGUGGUGGAGAAAGAUGUGUUGUCUAAAAAGAUUGAAAAAGCUCUCAAGGAGAUGGGAUAUCUUUCAACUCUCGAAAGACAAAUGACUGCAGUUAAUGAGCUUCGGCUACAGAAAAGUCGUCUCAGUGCGCUGGACAUACAACGUUUUGAACAGCGCGAAGCGGUGAUUCGCGCAGAGACGAAGAUUCAUCGUCUCAAGGACUAUCUCAUGGAACUGCAUGUCUCAUCAGAAAACCUUGAUCCAUCGAAUUUGAUCAUUCCGCUGGAGGGCGAGAUAACAACGAACACGUAUCUUGUGGAUGUUAAACUUGCUCUACAACUUCAACAGAAACGGAAUGUUGUUGGUGAAUUAAGCAAGGUAGCAAACAUGCCGGCAGUCGAUCAAUCUGACAUUGUUAAUCUACGAUCCGAGGUGAGUGCGGGGUCGAAUGAAAUCCUACAAGCCGAACAGGAAAAAGACAAAUGUGAAGAAAGAAACGACGAGAAUUCUAGCAUUUUUCGGCAACAAGCGUCAAGUGUCGAAAGAAGGAAAGACGCAACUGCUCAGAAAAUGCAGGAAGCAAGUGAUAGAAAAGAGUCUCCUGAUUCCGGAGGAAAGCCUGGUACGGUAGCGCCAGGUGGGACGGGGUUGCAGGAGUCAUGUAGGCUACCGAAACGGAAAAGGACUAGGAUGGCGAUCUGUACUUAUAACGCACGUACGCUUGUAUCGGAAGUGGCUAUCGAAGAUCUGAUGAUGCAAGCCAAGAAGAUCAAGUACGACGUCAUCGGACUGACCGAGACGAGACGACGUCACCCUCUCAACGCCGUAUAUGAAACUGGAGAAGAACUGUUCUUAGGAACAUGCGACAGUAGAGUUGUUGGUGGAGUUGACGUCCUCGUCAACACGAGAACGGCAAAGAACAUCGACUCUUUCGAACAACUUACGACCCGAAUCGGACGUCUGCGGAUGAGAAGAUGUGGUCCCACACCAGCUUUGACUAUCUUCGUCGCUUACGCUCCAACAUCAAGCUACGAAGAAGAAGUCGAAGCUUUCUAUAUGGACCUGGAGAAGUUCUACCGAGAAGACCAUGCCUUCUACAAGGUCAUAAUUGGCUAUUUCAACGCCAAAGUUGGCGCAAGAAGAACGCCGGAGGAACUUCACAUCGGGACCCACGGCCUACAAUGGAAUGACCAGGGGGAGAGGCUCUCCGAGUUCAUCAUGACGACUAAGCCCAUCCAUGGGAACUCGCAAUUCCAGAAGCCUUCCUCUCUACGCUGGACGUGGGAGUCACCCGGUGGAGGGUGCGGUAAUGAAAUAGACCACAUCGUCGUCAAUAAAAGGUUCUCCCUGACGGAUGUCGCUGUUGUGCCAAAGUUCUAUACGGGAUCGGACCAUCGCCUCCUCCGAGGAAAAUUUUCCUUCACAAGGAGAGCAGAGAAAGCCGCCAAGUUCAGAGAGAGAAAUCCCAGGACUGCCAUCAACUGGGAUCUCUUCGCUACGCUAGCCGGCUUUUGGGAAGAUUCCGCAAUGGACAACAUCGACGAGGAAUAUGACCGGCUUGUUGAACACCUUCACGACUGCGCGAAGAAGGCUGAGAGUUUUAAAACCACCAAGAGGCGCCUGUCUCUUGAAACUCUUGAGCUGAUACGCCAGCAGAGAAGAGGAGAGGUGCUGGCUGAAGCUGCAGAGGCGGGGAAAGCAUCCGCUAUGCCCGUCGAGUUCGCCGUCGCAGACGAGGAUGACUGCUCUCCGGAACCCAAGGGAACGCCAUUGCUCGAGAAGGGAGGUGGGAAAUCUCUCGCUUUUCUGUUUUCGACAGCCUGUCUUGCCUCCUCCUCUGAGGGAAGAUGGACGUUGGGUUCUCCGUCGAAAUACGACAUGCUAUCUGUCGAUCCACAUGACAUCGGCAACUAUCGCCCAAUCUGCCUACUGUCCGUCAUCUACAAGCUCUUUACAAGAGUGAUCCUUAAUAGGAUUGAAAAAGUCUUGGAUGAAGGACAGCCAUGCGAGCAAGCAGGGUUUCGAAAAGGAUUCAGCACGAUUGACCACAUUCACACUGUUUCGAAACUCAUCGAGUUAUCACGAGAGUACAAGAUACCGCUCUGUCUCACCUUCAUUGACUUGAAGAAGGACUUCGACUCAGUUGAGACGGAAGCGGUCGUGGAAGCCUUGGACAACCAAGGCGUCCCUACUCAGUACAUAAAGGUGCUUCGAGAGUUGUACAGUAGCUUCACGACCAGAACUUCGCCAUUCUACAAGAACAUCAUCAUUGACGUGAAGAGGGGAUCCGACAGGAUGACACAAUUUCACCCAAAAUAUUCACAGCUACCCUCGAGGACGCAAUGUGAAAGUUGGAAUGGGACGACAUGGGAGUGA
This is a messenger RNA of Necator americanus (New World hookworm), 2925 nucleotides long. RefSeq lists its product as uncharacterized. NCBI's taxonomy places the organism in Eukaryota, Metazoa, Nematoda, Chromadorea, Rhabditida, Ancylostomatidae. Gene Ontology annotation, molecular function: tubulin binding. Gene Ontology annotation, cellular component: intraciliary transport particle B; cilium; centrosome. The record is from RefSeq and is a predicted model, not a curated record. Gene Ontology annotation, biological process: cilium assembly; intraciliary transport. The transcript is spliced from 14 exons. Bases 1 to 2925 code for a protein of 974 amino acids.